AUGUCUGGAUACUUUAACCACUUGUCUUCAAGUGCACAUUUUCCUAAUUUUCAAGUAGAUCAGGGUCUCAUAAGCGACACCGGUAGCGCAGCCAACGAUCGUAGUGGUGGCAGCAUGAUCGAUUUUGCCAUACAACUGAACGAACUGAGCCUGGAAGAGAAAAUACUCAAGGAGUUCACGCUGUUUCAAAGCAAGAAUAUGGACCUAUUGCAAGAUACGUCGUCGACGAGAAGUCCGAAUGCUACUUCUUCUCUAAGACAGAGCCGGAUUCAAGGCUGGUGA
Saccharomyces kudriavzevii IFO 1802 is the source of this 282-nucleotide messenger RNA. RefSeq lists its product as uncharacterized. The record is from RefSeq and is a predicted model, not a curated record. The coding region runs from base 1 to 282 and encodes 93 amino acids. The transcript has a single exon. Lineage: Eukaryota; Fungi; Ascomycota; Saccharomycetes; Saccharomycetales; Saccharomycetaceae.